AUAUCAUACCGCGUGGGGAGGUAGCCAUUAUUCUCGAAUUUAGAUUGAGCAUUCGUGACACGAUGGAAUAUCCUGAAAAUGUGGCUUUGCGGCGACCGUUCGACCCUGCGGCACAUGAACUGGAUCCUAGUUUCCGACUUACAAAAUUUGCUGACCUAAAGGGAUGAGGGUGUAAAGUCCCUCAAGAAGCCCUAGAGCGGCUCCUUGAGGGACUACAACAGGACAGCAAUGCCCAGGUUGCGGAUCAGUCGCAAUUUCAAUAUCUUGCGGCCACCCCACGGAUAGGCAUUGGGAUGGAUGCCUCUGUCACACCACUGCGACAUGGAGGACUCUCUCUUGUCCAGACAACAGACUUCUUUUAUCCUCUAGUUGAUGACCCUUAUAUGCAGGGUAAGAUUGCCUGUGCCAAUGUACUCAGCGACUUGUAUGCAAUGGGAGUGACAGACUGUGACAACAUGCUGAUGUUACUAGCAGUCAGCAAUAAAAUGACAGAGAAAGAACGUGAUGUUGUCAUUCCAAUGAUGAUGAGAGGAUUCAAGGAUUUAGCGGAGGAAGCUGGAAGUGGAGUGACUGGAGGACAAACAGUGCUGAACCCCUGGUGCAUCAUUGGUGGGGUAGCAACCUCCGUCUGUCAACCCAACGAGUUCAUCACACCAGACAAUGCUUUAGUGGGCGACGUCUUGGUGCUGACUAAACCACUAGGAACACAAGUGGCAGUGAAUGCUUACCAGUGGCUGGACCAGCCAGAGAGAUGGAAUCGUGUCAAACUGGUGGUGACAGAAGAUGAUGUGAGGAAGGCUUAUCAACGGGCUAUGUUUAGUAUGGCAAGGCUUAACCGUACAGCUGCACGACUGAUGGCUAAAUACAAUGCCCAUGGUGCUACAGACGUGACAGGAUUUGGUCUCCUCGGUCACGCAAAGAACCUUGCCAAAGUACAGAAGAAUGAAGUCAGCUUUGUCAUUCAUAAUUUACCCAUCAUUGCUAAAAUGGCUGCCAUAAGUAAAGCUUGUGGAAAUAUGUUCGGCCUGCUACAAGGUCUCUCAGCAGAAACGUCUGGUGGGCUGUUGAUGGCCUUACCCAGAGAGCAGGCUGCAGCAUUCUGUAAGGACAUCGAGAAACAGGAGGGCUACCAGUCCUGGAUUAUAGGAAUUGUAGAAAAAGGAAAUCGCACAGCUAGGAUAAUUGACAAACCACGAGUGAUUGAAGUACCAGCUAAAGAUCGUGACGGAGAAUUGUGGUAGUGAAAAAGGGGAGAAAAAUGACGUUAUAAUUUCGAUCCUUCUCUAAAACUCACAGGAAGGAAAGCUAAGCAAUUUUGUCUACUGAAGGACAUUCCAAGUUGUUACAUUUUCUGACUUUGUUUUUGCCUCAUCUACAAGGUUUUUAAUGAAAAGUUGUUGAUAAACCCUUUCAAUUGAAACUGGAUUUUAGAUCAUGUUUGUAAACAAAGCUCCACAGUUUUAAUUAGGAACGUGAUUAAACUCCUUUUGGUUAAUAUAAGAAUGAAAUUUAGUUAGCAUUUAUCAGCACAGUGCUGUUUGAAAUUUAGCUAGAUUUGAUCAAUGGGAUGCAUUGUUGUUCUUGUCUUCUGCUAUAUGUAUUAUCAUUGCUUCUGGGAAUACUGUUAAUUUGAAACCUGCAAGUUUACAUGUAUGAAGUUGCCCUGAAGAACCACAUUACUAUGGGUCGGGGCAGCAGAUGAAUUGGUAAACUCACAGGUGCCAAAUUACCAUGACCCAUGGAGCCGUUGUCAUGACGUUUUCAAACGAUAUUGAGGAUGACUGCGGCUUCAGACCAAACUCAUUGUAUAGUUUUCAUCUUUUUUUGUUCAAAGCAAAAUUCAUUCAUCAUGUCAUCAAACCCAUAAAGAAUAAAAAAAAACUUCAAGUAUUA
Molecule: messenger RNA, 1893 nt
Organism: Ylistrum balloti
Lineage: Eukaryota; Metazoa; Mollusca; Bivalvia; Pectinida; Pectinidae
Product: inactive selenide, water dikinase-like protein
Exons: 8
Coding region: 294-1241 (315 amino acids)
Biological process (GO): L-selenocysteine biosynthetic process
Cellular component (GO): cytoplasm
Molecular function (GO): ATP binding; selenide, water dikinase activity
Source: RefSeq, a predicted model, not a curated record